Molecule: messenger RNA, 5802 nt
Organism: Sinocyclocheilus rhinocerous
Lineage: Eukaryota; Metazoa; Chordata; Actinopteri; Cypriniformes; Cyprinidae
Gene: upf1
Product: UPF1 RNA helicase and ATPase
Exons: 24
Coding region: 206-3505 (1099 amino acids)
Biological process (GO): nuclear-transcribed mRNA catabolic process, nonsense-mediated decay
Cellular component (GO): cytoplasm
Molecular function (GO): ATP binding; DNA binding; RNA binding
Source: RefSeq, a predicted model, not a curated record
CGUCACUUGAGUGGGAGUCGAAUCUUCUCCGGAAUCGCUUGCUUUCAUUUCUGCACGAGUCCGUCGCGCGCGCGACGUUUCCUUCGCUUCACUUCGAACCAAAACAAACGUCGCCCGACGCGCCUCGGUCGGUCAUUUCCCCCGCAUCGCUGAGGGAUUAUUCGGUGUUUUCUGCGAAAAGGCGGCCAGUAAAGCCAGAGAAAAGAUGAGUGUGGAGGCGUACGGGCCGAGCUCGCAGACGCUCACCUUCCUGGACACGGAGGAAGCGGAGCUGCUCGGGGCCGACACGCAGGGCUCCGAGUUCGAGUUCACCGACUUCACGCUGCCCAGCCAAACCCAAACGCAGGGCCAGACCCAGAGCCAACUCGACAACCAGGUGAACGGGCCUGAUGGCGUUCUGCCCAACGGAGAGGAUGCAGUGGUGAAGACCAGCCAACUUCUGGCCGAGCUGAACUUUGAGGAGGAUGAGGAAGAUACUUACUACACUAAAGACCUGCCGGUGCACGCCUGCAGCUACUGUGGUAUCCAUGAUCCAGCAUGUGUGGUCUAUUGCAACACCAGCAAGAAAUGGUUCUGCAACGGCCGCGGUAACACCUCUGGCAGUCAUAUUGUGAACCACUUGGUGAGGGCCAAAUGUAAGGAGGUGACGCUGCAUAAGGACGGACCGCUGGGAGAGACGGUUCUGGAGUGCUAUAACUGCGGCUGCCGUAAUGUCUUCCUGCUCGGCUUCAUCCCGGCUAAAGCCGACUCUGUUGUGGUGCUUCUCUGCAGGCAGCCGUGUGCCAGUCAGAGCAGUCUGAAGGACAUUAAUUGGGACAGCUCUCAGUGGCAGCCCCUCAUCCAGGACCGCUGCUUCCUGUCCUGGCUAGUGAAGAUCCCGUCCGAGCAGGAGCAACUGAGGGCCCGUCAGAUCACGGCACAGCAGAUCAAUAAACUUGAGGAGCUCUGGAAGGAAAACCCAACAGCGACCCUGGAAGAUUUGGAGAAACCUGGAGUGGAUGAGGAACCUCAGCACGUUCUGCUACGCUACGAAGAUGCCUAUCAGUACCAGAACAUCUUUGGGCCGCUGGUCAAACUAGAGGCCGACUAUGACAAGAAACUCAAAGAGUCCCAAACUCAAGACAAUAUUACAGUGAGGUGGGAUUUGGGACUGAAUAAAAAGCGGAUAGCUUAUUUCACUCUGCCCAAGACGGAUUCAGGUGACAUGCGACUGAUGCAAGGAGACGAGAUCUGUCUGCGCUAUAAAGGAGACAUGGCUCCGCUGUGGAAAGGAAUCGGACACGUCAUCAAAGUCCCAGACAAUUAUGGAGAUGAAAUUGCCAUCGAGCUGCGCAGCAGUGCUGGUGCUCCUGUGGAGGUGCCGCAUAACUUCCAGGUGGACUUUGUCUGGAAGUCGACAUCUUUUGACCGAAUGCAGAGCGCCUUGAAGACGUUUGCCGUGGACGAGACCUCUGUGUCCGGCUACAUCUACCACAAGCUUCUGGGUCAUGAGGUGGAGGACGUUAUCAUCAAAUGCCAGCUGCCCAAACGCUUCACUGCACAGGGCCUGCCAGACCUCAACCACUCGCAGGUUUAUGCUGUGAAGACGGUGCUGCAGCGACCCCUCAGUCUGAUCCAGGGGCCUCCAGGAACCGGAAAGACUGUCACCUCUGCCACCAUCGUCUACCAUCUGGCCAGACAGGGCAAUGGUCCGGUGCUGGUUUGUGCUCCGAGUAACAUCGCAGUGGAUCAGCUGACAGAGAAGAUCCAUCAGACAGGACUGAAGGUGGUUCGUCUGUGCGCUAAGAGUCGUGAGGCCAUAGAUUCACCUGUGUCUUUCCUGGCUCUGCACAAUCAGAUCCGCAACAUGGACAGCAUGCCAGAGUUGCAGAAACUGCAGCAGCUGAAGGACGAAACUGGCGAGCUGUCGUCUUCUGAUGAGAAACGUUACCGAGCUCUCAAACGAACCGCUGAGAGAGAGCUGCUCAUGAAUGCAGAUGUGAUCUGCUGCACAUGCGUGGGUGCGGGUGACCCUCGCCUGGCUAAAAUGCAGUUUCGCUCCAUCCUUAUUGAUGAGAGCACACAGGCCACGGAGCCCGAGUGCAUGGUGCCAGUGGUGCUCGGGGCCAAACAGCUGAUUCUGGUGGGUGACCACUGUCAGCUGGGUCCUGUGGUCAUGUGCAAGAAGGCGGCUAAAGCAGGUCUGUCUCAGUCUCUGUUUGAGAGGCUGGUGGUCCUGGGCAUCAGACCCAUCCGUCUGCAGGUGCAGUACCGCAUGCACCCGGCCCUCAGCGCUUUCCCUUCAAAUAUCUUCUACGAGGGCUCUCUGCAGAACGGCGUCACCGCUGCUGAUCGCAUCAAGAAAGGCUUUGACUUUCAGUGGCCUCAGCCCGAUAAGCCCAUGUUUUUCUACGUAACCCAGGGCCAGGAGGAGAUUGCGAGUUCUGGCACCUCCUAUCUCAACAGGACUGAGGCUGCUAAUGUGGAGAAGAUCACCACCCGUCUGCUGAAGGCCGGAGCCAAACCUGACCAGAUCGGCAUAAUUACACCAUACGAGGGCCAGCGCUCUUACCUGGUGCAGUACAUGCAGUUCAGCGGCUCACUGCACACCAAACUAUACCAGGAGGUGGAGAUCGCCAGCGUGGAUGCGUUCCAGGGCAGAGAGAAGGACUUCAUCAUCCUGUCUUGUGUCAGAGCUAACGAGCACCAGGGCAUCGGCUUCCUGAACGACCCACGUCGUCUCAAUGUGGCGCUAACCAGAGCCAGAUAUGGCGUGAUCAUUGUGGGCAAUCCUAAGGCUCUGUCCAAGCAGCCUCUGUGGAACCACCUGCUGAACUACUACAAGGAGCAGAAGGUUCUGGUGGAGGGACCGCUGAACAACCUGAGGGAGAGCCUCAUGCAGUUCAGCAAACCACGCAAGCUGGUCAACACCAUCAACCCUGGAGCCCGUUUCAUGAGUACCGCCAUGUAUGAUGCGAGAGAGGCCAUGAUUCCUGGAUCUGUGUAUGAUCGCAGCGGCACUGGGCGUCCAUCUAAUAUGUACUUCCAGACUCAUGACCAGGUCGGCAUGAUCGGGACUGGGCCGAACCCAAUGGGCUCCAUGAACAUCCCCAUCCCGUUCAAUCUGGUCAUGCCGCCCAUGCCUCCGCCUGGGUACCUGGGCCAGGUGAACGGACCUGCUGCCGGUCGUGGUGCUCCUAAAGGUAAGACCGGGGGUCGCGGAGGUCGUCAGAGGAACCGUGGCACCGGUAACCACGGCAGCGGGCAGCCCAACAUGCCAAGCAGCCAGGCCAGUCAGGACCUGGUGUCCCAGCCCUUCUCUCAGGGUCCACUGACCCAGGGCUACAUCACCAUGAGCCAGCCUUCACAGAUGAGCCAGCCUGGACUGUCCCAGCCUGAGCUCUCACAGGAUAGCUACCUGGGUGAUGAGUUCAAAUCCCAGAUGGAUGUGGCACUUUCCCAGGAUUCCACCUACCAGGGCGAACGGGCAUAUCAACACGGAGUGACUGGACUCUCACAGUACUAGAGUGUUGUUGGAACAGGAGCUAGGCCUGUGCUGAGCUUAGUUCAUCAGCAUUUUAAAUAUGGGUAAAUAUAAAAAAAGAACAAACAUGGAUGCCCGUUUACCACUGUUACAACUGAAGCACCAUGGUGUGAGAGCAACAGGAGAGAAUCAAACCAAUCACAGGAGGGAGUGAAGCUGGACAGGACGAAAGAGAACGUGUGAGUGGCGGACUACAUCCACCAUUCGUUGAGGACGGGGAGGAGAGGGGAGACGCAGUGUUAGGAGGAGACCAAACACGAGAUCUUCGAUCUGCAACUCCGCAACGUGGAGGAGGCUCCUGGAGCGCAGGGGCCCUUCCCGGCCUCCUCUCUCUCUCGCCUGGCUGCCGACGUCAGCCUCAGGCCUUGCCCUGCCAACAGAGACGGAGCCAAGAUGAAGUUCUCUUAAAACUACCUGCAAAAACCACGCUUGCUCUGUCGUCUCCACGAGCUGAGAGAGGGGGUGACGUAUUUCAAGUAAUUAUAAACGCUUUCCAAGCAGCUGAAUUUCGGGAAAAUAAGAGUUCCCCUCAAAGUUGACAUCUGACAUUCAGGUUCUACCACCGAACAUCUUUGAGAGAACGGACGCCUGUGGCAAGAGUUUUCGCGGUUUGUUUCAUUCGCUUCGGAGCACCUCUCGUCUCCAACCAAGGUGCUAGGACACUGUGAAGGACGAUUCAACUUUGAGGAAAGUUUUCCGCCUGAAGUCCGGGAGGGUAGAGGUGCCGUAACAAACGGAGGGCCCGUCGCAUCUCGUCUGCUCUCCGCUAGGUGAUUAGGGGUAGAAAUGGCUUUGGGAUGUUUCUUUUUCCUUUUAAAUGUUUUGUCCCUUGCCGAAGGGACCGACAGAAUCUAUCCUUUCUUAUUUUCCUCUUUGUUUUAAAAUGGUUUUUGUUCGACUAGAAUAAAAGCAGUCAAGUAGAACCGCUCGAUUUAGCUUGCUUGAUUUAGAUGUGGCUUAAAAAUCAAUCCAAAUCACCAGGAUCUGUGGGUCAGGAACGUCGUCAAAAUCAGGUGAAACUUGUUCAUCUGGGUCUGUUCGAUGUAACAUGUCAAUCACAGCAAACUCCUCCCACUGCUAUUCUGUCCAAUCAGGUGAAACUUGAUCAUCUGACUCUUUUCGAUUUGGUACGAGACAAAUGUGUCAAUCACAGUAGACCCCUCCCACUGCUAUUCUGUCCAAUCAGGAUGCAGUCAUAUUGUUGUGCCCGAAUCGCUUUAGUUGCGCCUCAGAGAAAGCAGAAGGAUGAAGCACAGACAGGUGAGAUUCUCGCUGUUUUUGUGUCUGACCGUAAGAGGCUCUCGUCUUGCGCUCUUGCGUUAUGAUGUCAGUGAGAGCGGGCGGUUUUUUACGCCGCCGACAGGUGUGUGUGUGUGUGUGUGUGUUUCCAGAAUGCCCUCCUUCAUUAUUAUUUGUGUUGUGGUAGAUGGUAGUUUUGCAUUUCCCCCAUUCUAGUUGCUUUUCCCCCCCUCUUCUUAGUAGCUAAUAUUUUUAUUUGUAUACAGUCUGACGUGAAGUUCUCGUAACCUCUCUCAGUGUGGAAAUUGCUCAAGUUUAUUUGGUUUCGACGGACCCAUUCAGAAUUUUACGGCAGCUUUUAACAUCUGUUCCGACCGAUUCCAGUCGCCUCAACUUUGUACUUUUACUUUGGAGUGUUUAUACCUUGAUGUUACUCCAUACUCGCAGCCCUUUUGAAUGUUUGAUAUUACCCAAGUACCACCACUCGCAUUUUAUAGCAUCGAGCACAGAUUCGUUUUAAGUUCACAUCCUUUGCUUUCUCUUUUUUUUCUUUGCCCACAAGACAAUCAUGAUUCGUUCAUAACCAAGGUCGCAAAAAUGUUGGCGUGACUUUUCCAUGUUAACCUCUCAUUUUAGAAUUAACUCAUUCUCUGAAAAUCCUUGAAACAGUUUAGUUUUCACAUUUCAUACUUCAACUGUAAAUAUCAGUGCUCGGAUUUGAUAUGACAUCAGCCGAAUUGUUGCCAAUGACAAUGAGAUGCUAACAUCCACAACAAGGCCAAGGUGAUCCACAGCCAUGCAUUCUGGUUAUUAUCGAGUAUGAAGAGACUAGGUAAUUCUGAGGUUCUGCUGCGAAAGUUGCAUCAAAUUUGAAUGAAAUGUACAAUACAUUUAUAUGCUUUAACUUGCAAUGAAGAGGAACAUUGGAAAAACAUCAGGAUAUGAAGUAUAAUUCAGGAUUUUGUUUUGUGGAAAAAGUUUUCACCCCCACAAUAUGUACUUCUUGUAACGUUAUGAAUAAAUGUUGAUUUCUUUCAUCC